Carassius auratus (goldfish) is the source of this 6946-nucleotide messenger RNA. RefSeq names its product myoferlin-like. Bases 119 to 6244 code for a protein of 2041 amino acids. Gene Ontology annotation, cellular component: membrane. The record is from RefSeq and is a predicted model, not a curated record. Gene Ontology annotation, biological process: plasma membrane organization. NCBI's taxonomy places the organism in Eukaryota, Metazoa, Chordata, Actinopteri, Cypriniformes, Cyprinidae. The transcript is spliced from 54 exons.
CACACCCUUCACAAACUCUCCCGAAUGGAUGAGGGCACUGCAAUGAGCACGCAGUUUCACAUACAGACGCACAUCACUAUGAAAAAGUGCACUAAAUGAAACCCUGUUUUUUUCUGUCAUGUUGCGCGUGGCAGUCGAGUCUGCGGCGGGUCUGCCCAAAAAGAAAUUGGGCAGUCCAGACCCCUUCGCAUCUGUGUUGUUUAAAGACGAAAAGAAGAAAACCAAGCACGUUAGCAGUGAAUUGAACCCAGUGUGGAAUGAGACGCUUGAGUUUGAUUUAAAAGGUGUUCCUCUUGAUUAUUCCUCCUACAUUGACGUGAUUGUCAAAGACUACGAAACUCUUGGCAAAGACAAGUUGAUUGGGUCUGCAAAGGUCUCUUUAAAAAACCUUGCCAGUAGCCAAGUUAAAUCUCUCCCAGUGAAAAACUUGGCUCUAAUGGACGAAAAUGGCAAGAGUAUAGGAGCAUCCAUCAGCAUGACGAUUGGCUACGAGCCACCUGCCGGUGCUGUGACAAACCCACAGGAUCAACAAAAUGGUAUGAACACAGCGGAGGGUGAAGAGGUAGAUGUCAAUGAUGGUGGGGGACAGGGCGCAGUCACAUCUCCUGGUGAGCCCGGCCAGAAAAUUUGGCCUAGGAUCAGAAAACGCCAUAGUUUGGCUAAUAAACCUCAAGACUUUCAGAUCCGCGUGCGGGUGAUUGAGGGACGACAGUUGCCUGGAAAUAACAUCAAACCUGUGGUCAAAGUGCAUGUGUGUAGAGAGACACACAGGACUAGGGUCCGGAAAGGAAAUAACCCGUACUUUGAUGAGAUAUUCUUUUUUAAUGUCAACAUGUUGCCCUCUGAACUGUUUGAUGAGGUUGUAAGCUUCCGGGUGUAUAACUCGAAUUCUUUCAGAGCAGACUGUCUCAUGGGUGAAUUCAAGCUUGAUAUUGGUUACAUCUAUGAUGAACCAGCUCACUGUAUUAUGAAGAAAUGGAUUCUCCUGAAUGACCCAGAUGACUCGAGCUCGGGAGCGAAGGGUUAUCUCAAAGUUAGCAUGUAUGUGCUGGGAACGGGUGAUGAACCGCCGGUGGAAAGAAAGCAGCAGGACAAUGACAAGGAUGAUGUGGAGAGUAACUUGCUGCUGCCCGCUGGUGUCGCUCUUCGAUGGGUUACUCUCAAACUCAAAGUGUUUCGGGCUGAGGACGUCCCCCAGAUGGAUGAUUCCAUCACCCAGACUUUAAAAGAGGCAUUCGGAGGUCAAGAAAACAAGAAAAAUCUAGUAGAUCCAUUUGUUGAAGCCUGGUUUGCUGGUAAAAAGCUCUGUACACAAAUCAUUGAGAAAAACGCAAACCCAGAGUGGAACCAACAGCUCAACCUACAGGUCAAGUUCCCGUCCAUGUGUGAAAGAAUCAAGCUGACUGUAUUUGACUGGGAUCGCCUCAGUAGGAAUGAUGUCAUAGGCACCACGUAUCUGGAUCUGACCAAAAUAGCAUCCUCUGGUGGUGAAAUUGAAGAGGAUCAUCCAGGAGACGAGUUUUCAACAUAUAAAGGAGAGACUGGGAAUUCUGAGAUGGGCUUCCUGCCUGCUUUUGGCCCGUGCUAUAUAAAUCUGUAUGGAAGCCCGAGAGAGUUCUCAGUCUUAUCUGACCCUUAUGAAGACCUUAAUUUAGGCAAGGGUGAAGGGGCGGCUUACCGAGGUAGAAUUCUUGUUGAACUCUCCACUAAACUUGAUGGGAAGGCUGACAAGUCUGUGGAAGAAAUACCAAGCGAUGAUAUCUUAGUUGUUCAGAAAUACCAGCGCAGAAGGAAGUAUUGUCUGUGUGUGGUGUUUCAUAGUGCAACUAUGAUCCAAGAAACAGGGGAGCCCAUUCAAUUUGAAGUUAGCAUCGGCAACUAUGGAAACAAGAUGGACCUAACAUGCAAACCUCUGGCUUCAACCACACAAUACAGCUGUGCUGUUUUUGAUGGUAAUAAUUACUACUACCUGCCCUGGGCCGACACCAAGCCUGUGAUUUCCAUCACAUCCUUUUGGGAGGAUAUCAGUCACCGGUUGGACUCGCUGAAUAUCCUUCUGUAUAUAUCUGACUGUUUGCAAACAAAUCUCAAUGCAUUAAAAUCUGCAGUACAGUCCAAAGCUACAGAUGCAAAGCUAGCAGAAAUCUGGCUGAAGCUCAUCAAUCAGUUAAUGGAAGAUAUCAACAGUUUCAGAAUUCCUGACAUGGAGGGGAAGCCCAAUCUCACGGCCCUGGAUAUUCAGCAAAAGAUGUUACGGGACAGUGCUUUGGAGAACAUCAUGAAGGGAGCAAAACGCAUGUUUGAGGAAGCCACAGAUGUUAAUAAUUGCUUGAGCAUCAUUGAAGGCUGGCUAGACAAACUCAAGCAACUCGCUGAGGAGCCUCAGAACAGCAUGCCUGAUGUGAUUAUCUGGAUGUUGAGAGGAGAGAAGAGGGUGGCAUACACCCGCAUCCCAGCCCAUCAGGUUCUCUAUUCAUCCUACAGUGUGCAGGCAUGUGGUCAAUACUGCGGGAAGACCCAGACUGUCUUUAUGAAGUAUCCCAUGGACAACAAAAAAGGUUUGAAGAUUCCCGUCCAGUUACGUGUGAACAUGUGGCUUGGGCUGGCAACAGAAGAGAAGAAGUUCAAUCACUUUGCAGAGGGAAUUUUCAGUGUAUUUGCUGAAUUGUAUGAGAACCAGGCUCAGGUUCUGGGGAAAUGGGGCACCACUGGUCUGCUGAAUCGCAGCAGGUUUUCUGAUGUCACAGGCAAAGUGAAGCUGAAGCAGGAGUAUUUUUUGCCCCCGGUUGGUUGGGAAUGGGAAGGUGACUGGGGUGUUGAUCCAGAGAAAACUCUGCUGACUGAGGCUGAUGCAGGACACACAGUCUUCGUGGACGAGGUCUAUGAGAACCAGACUCGAUUACCAGGAGGAGAAUGGAAGCUUGCGGCAGAGCCUUACACUGAUGUGAAUGGAGAAAAGGUUCAAAGCCCUACAGAAAUUGAAUGCCCACCUGGCUGGAAGUGGGAGGAUAACUGGACUUUUGAUGGCAACCGAGCUGUUGAUGAAAAGGGUUGGGAAUAUGGCUUCACUAUUCCACCUGAUGAUAAGCCCAAAUCCUGGGUGGCAGCUGAGAAGAUGUACCAUUUUCAUCGUCGCAGAAGAAUGAUACGACCUCGCAAAAGGAUUCCUGGAGCCAAAACUGCUGAUAAGAAGGAUUUUGGUGAUGUAGAGGGAUGGGAAUACUCCUCAUUCAUUGGGUGGAAGUUUCACAGUAAGCAGCGAUCAUCUGACACGAUCCGUCGGCGGCGCUGGAGGAGGAAGAUGACACCUUCUGGUCAGAUUGGAGCCUCGGCUAUUUUCAAACUGGAAGGAGCUCUGGGAGUUGACAUUGAAUCUAAGGGUGAUGAAAAAGGCACUAAAGCAGAAACUUCCAUUAAGCAGUUUGGAGCCAGCACACUAACAGUAUCGUGCACAUUUGACCAAUCCAACACGUACCACUUGAGAGUCUAUGUUUACCAGGCCAGAAGCCUUACUGCUUUGGACCGAGACAGCUUCUCGGAUCCAUACGUCCAUGUGUCAUUCUUGCAUCACAGCCAAACAACAGAGAUAAUCCGAAGUACCUUGAACCCGACAUGGGAUCAGACUCUUAUUUUUAAAAAUGUGGAAAUCUGUGGCGAUCCCCAGUCUAUUGUCCAGAAUCCACCGAUUGUGGUUAUGGAAAUCUUUGACAGUGAUCAAGUGGGUAAAGAUGAAAUGCUUGGCAGAAGUACAUGUGUACCUAUGGUGAAGUUGACUUCAGGCAUGGAUGCAUCUCCUAAACUCCUCUGGGAGCCUGUAACACACAAAAAUGCUCUGGCUGGGGAGAUUCUGGUGGCUGCAGAGCUCAUUCUGAAGGCCAAGGGAAAUGACACUGAACUUCCCCUUAUUCCUCCCAAACGAGGAGAGAAACUCUAUAUGGUUCCUCAAGGGGUGCGACCUGUGGUGCAACUCACUGCCGUAGAGGUUCUAGCAUGGGGAUUGCGUAACAUGAAGAUGUAUCGGUUGGCUCCUGUGACGUCACCCAGUCUGGUGGUGGAGUGUGGAGGAGAGAGAGUUGAGACAGCUGUUAUAAAAAACCUGAAGAAGUGCCCUAAUUUUCCAGGGAAUGUCUUCUUAUUAAAAGUGCUUCUACCCAGAGAAGAGAUGUAUUCUCCUCCUAUAGUGCUGAAAGUCAUUGACCACAGACCCUUUGGACGGAAACCUGUGGUGGGGCAAUGCACCAUCAAUUCCCUGGAAGAGUUUCGAUGUGACCCUUAUGCCACAGUUGCAGAAGUGGCCAUGUCUUCAAAAAUGGCUUUGAUGGCAGCUUCUCCUACAGACCUCCAUGUAAACAUAGAUGACGGCCGACAGCUUCUUCUAGAAGCCCAGCGUGAGAAGGAGAAAGAGACUGUUGAUUGGUGGAGUAAGUUUUAUGCUUCUGUUGGAGAGCGUGAGAAAUGCCGCCCAUACCUUGACAAAGGUUAUGAUACAUUGGAGGUAUAUGACCAUGAGCUUGAAAGUGUAAAAGAGUUCAUGGGUCUUAAUGAUUUCUGCAGCACCUUCAAAUUGCAACGUGGUAAAAAUGAAAGUGAUGAUGAUGACCCCGAUGUAGUUGGAGAAUUCAAGGGCUCUUUUAAGGUGUACCCACUGCCAGAUGACCCAGGGGUGCCCCCUCCGCCACAACAGUUCAGAGAGCUGCCCGACAGUGUCUCUCAGGAGUGUGUGGUCCGAAUCUAUGUGGCUCAAGCCAUCGACCUGCAACCCAAAGACAACAAUAGCAAAUGUGACCCAUAUAUCAAAAUCUCUUUGGGGAAAAAGUCUUUUGAUGACAGGGACAACUAUAUACCAUACACACUUAACCCAGUGUUUGGAAGAAUGUUUGAACUGACAUGCUUCCUCCCACAAGACAAAGACCUGAAAAUUGCCGUCUAUGACUUUGAUUUGCUCAGCCGUGAUGAGAAAGUUGGGGAAACUGUGAUUGACUUGGAGAACCGUCUUCUUUCUCGCUUUGGUUCCUACUGUGGUUUACCCCAGACAUACUGCAUCUCUGGACCAAACCAGUGGCGCGAUCAGCUCAGUCCAUCUAAGAUUCUUGGACAGCUUGCCCGAUGGAAAGGAUUGAGUCCACCCAGGAGUGAAGACAAUGGAAACACGUUAUCCUUUGGUGGCCGAUUGUACUGCCUCUCUGACUUUGAAGCAAACAAGGAAAUUCACGAACACCUGGGUCCUCCAAGUGAACGGAUCGCUCUGCACGUCCUGAGAACCCAAGGCCUGGUUCCGGAGCAUGUUGAAAGCAGAACUCUUUACAGUAGCUUCCAACCGACUCUCCCACAGGGAAAACUGCAGAUGUGGGUAGACAUUUUCCCAAAAAGUCUUGGGCCUCCUGGACCUCCUUUUGACAUAUCUCCACGCAAAGCAAAAAAGUAUUUUCUGCGCGUCAUUGUUUGGAACACUACUGAAGUAGUUUUGGAUGACACCAGCAUUACUGGUGAAAAUAUGAGUGACAUCUAUGUAAAGGGUUGGAUGCCAGGUAUGGAAGAAGAUAAGCAAAAAACAGACGUCCAUUACCGAUCUUUGGAUGGCGAUGGGAAUUUCAACUGGAGAUUUGUCUUCGGAUUUGAAUACUUGCCUACAGAGCAGCUGUGUCUUGUAUCUAAAAAGGAACAUUUCUGGAGCCUUGACAAAUCCGAGUUUAGAAUCCCACCCAAGCUUAUUGUUCAAAUUUGGGAUAAUGACAAAUUCUCUCUGGAUGAUUACCUGGGUGCUGUUGAACUUGAUCUGCACCACCUCAUCAUCCCUUCCAAAACACCGAAAAAAUGUAACCUUAGCAUGAUCCCUGAUGGAACCACACCUGGAAAGUCAGACCAACUGAAGUCUCUCUUUGACCAGAAGUCAGUUAGAGGAUGGUGGCCGUGCUACAUGGAUAAAGACGGCAAGAGGGAACUCGGUGGAAAGGUUGAGUUGACUUUGGAGAUUGUGAAUGAGAAGGAAGCGGAUGAGAGACCUGCUGGAAAAGGCAGAGAUGAACCAAAUAUGAAUCCAAAACUGGAUCCUCCCAAGCGACCUGAAAUGUCAUUCUUUUGGUUCUCAAAUCCAUGCAAGACGUGCAAGUUCAUAGUGUGGCGAAGAUUUAAGUGGGUGAUCAUUGGCCUUGUUGUGCUAAUCUUAGUGCUGUUAUUCAUUGGGAUCUUGUUGUUUUCAUUACCGAACUAUAUUUCCAUGAAAAUCGUCAAACCCUUCAAUUAAGUUCAGGAGGAGUUCAACUUUUUUGUCAUUUUAUCCAUGUAGUUGGCAUGAUCUAGGUUUCAGAAAUGGUCAAUUUUCUUAAUGGGGUUUGCACCAUCAAUACAGUGUUUAUGUUGUGAUUGUUCAUGUGGUUGUUUAAGUAUUUACCUUGAAUCACUUUUUGCACCAAUAUUAAAUUAAUCAUGAAUUUGCACUUGUUGGUUGAUAUUUGAUAUGUUUAGAAACAUUUGUGCAUGCAAGGUGUUUUCUAUUGCGGACAAAAAUGUUGUUAUUGCAUUAUAACCUCUUGAUCAUUUUAAAGCUGACUGAUUAAAAAAUGUUAAAUAAAGAUGUUAAUGUUUGUAUAAACUGUAUAUUUGUUAGUAGGAACUUCAGUUAGUUAUUUUGCCAUUUUCACCAACAUAAAUUGAAAAUGAAUAUGACAUUUUAUCCAUAAAUUGGUGCAAACAUGGUUUUUAUGAUACUAUGUUGUAUAACCAUAAGGGCAUAAAGUGCACAUAUAACAGUGUAUCAAAGUCAGAAAUUAACCCUUUUAUAUAGUUAAGCAAUAUCAUGCAAGCAAGAGUGCCAUUUUCCCUGACAUUUCUAUGAUUGGAAAUUAAAUAUAAAUUUUAUAAAACAAUUCGAUAAACAAAGUUAAUACUUGAAAUAUAACUACAGCCUUAAUGUCAUGUACACAUACCCACACACACAUACACACAC